Molecule: messenger RNA, 757 nt
Organism: Calliphora vicina (urban bluebottle blowfly)
Lineage: Eukaryota; Metazoa; Arthropoda; Insecta; Diptera; Calliphoridae
Product: glutathione S-transferase 1-like
Exons: 1
Coding region: 53-721 (222 amino acids)
Biological process (GO): glutathione metabolic process
Molecular function (GO): glutathione transferase activity
Source: RefSeq, a predicted model, not a curated record
UCGAAAUUAACGUGUUGUUUUAUAGCAUUCAAUCAAACAAACAGCUAAAAUUAUGACAAACAUUAUAUUGUACGGUUCUGAUCCGAGUCCUCCGGUACGUGCAUGUCUUCUAGCAUUAAGAGCUCUCAAUUUGCCAUUUGAAUUAAAAGCAGUUGAUUUCAAUGCUAAAGAACAUAUAUCAGAUGAAUAUCUAAAAAAGAAUCCCCAACACACUGUUCCUACAUUGGAGGACGAUGGCAAUUUUAUUUGGGAUUCUCAUGCCAUCAUUGCCUACUUGGUGUCCAAAUAUAGCAAAGACGAUACUCUAUAUCCCAAAGAUUUUCUAAAGCGUGCAGUUGUCAAUCAGCGUUUAUUCUUCGAGAGUGGUGUCAUGUUUCAAGGUGGACUUCGCAAUAUCACAGGUCCGUUGUGGUACAGAAAUGAAACAAAAGUUCCUCGAGCAAAAAUUGAUACUCUCCAUGAAAUCUACGAAUUUCUAGAAGUUUUUCUCAAAGAUACUCAAUAUAUGGCCGGUAACGACUUGACAAUAGCUGACUUUAGCAUUGUAGCUACAGUUACGUCUUUGGCAGCAUUUGCUAAUAUUGACAAUUCGAAAUAUCCAAAGUUGACUGCGUGGAUUAAACGUAUGGAAUAUUUACCCUACUAUGAGGAGGCCAAUGGAUCUGGCGUUAAAAAUUUAAUAAAACUAAUUAAAUCAUUCAAUAUUACAAUUGUACCCUAAGAAAUUUAUAUUAAAAUGCAAUUAUAUUAUUGGAAA